GGCGGUUCUGUCGGAUUUUUAUUGUGAUUGCAAGGUUAUUUACGGAAUUCCGAGUAUAAAUGAGUUAAGAGAGUUCAUAUGUGGCGGAAAAACUACUGAUACUAACAUGUUAUGAUGAGGCCUCCUGAUGGCGGGUGCUCACCUCAUUUACCGCGUAUCAGUGAAGUUAAUCCUCACCAAUCUGUUAAUUCCUCUGGUCAUGUAAAGCCCACUACGGUGAAAUGUAUUCUCAUAGGUGACAGGCAGGUGGGGAAAACCAGUCUUGUCGUCAGUUACACUUCUAAUGAUUAUCCAGCUGAAUAUAAACCAUCUGCUUUGGAUACCUAUUGUGUCGAAGUCUGUGCUGAUACACGUCCUGUUCAUUUACAAAUUUGUGAUGCUGGUGGGAAAGAAGAAGUUGCAUCGUUAAGACAUCUGUCAUAUUUGGAUGCACAUGUUAUUCUACUAUGCUUUUCUGUUGUUCGACCAGAGUCUUUCAGAUCCUUGAAAACUGUCUGGUUAAAAGAAUUGGCUUCUGCACCUAUCAUUCUUAACAGCGCCGCUGAACAAACUGCAGCAAAAUUAUUCGGUAUACCUACUACUACUACUACUAAAACAGCAACAACUAAUGCUACUUCGUCAUCGUCAAAUACCAAAAGAAGUCUUGAUCACUGUCUACCAGCAUUACUCGUCAAAUCAAAAUCCUCUAUAUGCCCUAAUCGUGGAUUAAAAAGCGCACCUGAAACUGCCACUACUAAUUUAAUACCAGGUCCUACAUUUCUCCUUAUAGGUUGUGCUUGUGAUCUACGCAAUGAUAUUGGACGUUUAUUAGAACUGUCGAAGAUAGGCGAAGAACCAGUCGAUAAAGAGAAAGCUGAGUGUUUAGCUGUUGAAUUAGGCGCUGAAGCCUAUGUGGAGUGUUCUGCACUAACUCAAAAGAAUCUUAAAACUGUUUUCGAUCUGGCUAUUUGGUGUGGUUUAAAAGUAGCUGAUUCUGGUGGUCCACUGCUGCCAUCUGAAUUAAAGUCAAAGGAAGCAUUACCGCAUAAUGGCAACUGUACAAAAACUUCUGUUCAUAAUCGUGCUCUCAGUAAUAAUAAUAAUAGUAAUCAUGUAGGGGUUAAUCAUCGCCUGUCUAGCGUCGUCACCACAACAGAGAAUACCAACAAGUGUAAAACGCUGAAUAAAAAGGGUUGGCGCCGAUUUCUGUGUAUUAAUUCUUAAAAAUAUUCAAAUUAGCAUUUUUCCUCUUGGUGGUGUUAUUGUUGUUGUUAAAAGAGGUUUCGUUUGGCGUGUGUUGCAGCUGUUCCACACUGUUUCGUAGAAAUGAAAAUCAAGUGUCUGAUUUCCUAAAUCUAAGCUUUCUCUUUUGUUUUUUUAGAAAAUGAAUUCUAGUCACAUUUAUGUACACUUUAUGUAUAUUUAAAGCUACUUUGUGUAAUUCAAGUGUGUUGCUUGUAGAAAUAAUUACGACCGUUUGGUUUGGUUCGGUUUGGUUGUGUAUUCAUUUGAUGAAUAAUCUUUGAUAAAGACUUUCUGGGGGUUGUUGUUUUUUUUCUAUGAUUGGAAGGGUAAUAUUUCCCUUUUUAUUAAUACGUACUACUACUCUAGUCCUUUUAACAUUUAUCUCCUAUACAGUUUAAUUGGCCGGUGAUCAUACUAUUUAAAUUUUGUUGACUGACUUGCUACUCUCUUGUAUACCCCCCCAAACACACCCUACGCCCACGCACACCCUAUCCCCCUGAAAACUGUGUGUAUGUAUUUAAACAUUUAAUUUUUUUCCCAUUGUUUUCCUCCCUCAUCACUUUUGUAAAUUGAAUUUUCCUUCCUUCUAUUUCAUUUUCUUUCAAUUGAUAUCCCCUUAAAUCAUGAGAAUCAUGUAAACUGAAUUUUAAAUUUUUGUGAUUACUUAUUAUACUUGGAUUGUAUUCACCAUUGUUGUUUUCUUACUUUUAUUUACCUUGUAUCUCUUAUAUAUAUAUAUGCUGGACUAUUCCUUUGUUUGCCUACACUUUAUGACU
This is a messenger RNA of Trichobilharzia szidati, 2000 nucleotides long. The record is from the annotation of a GenBank genome assembly. NCBI's taxonomy places the organism in Eukaryota, Metazoa, Platyhelminthes, Trematoda, Strigeidida, Schistosomatidae.